Nerophis lumbriciformis (worm pipefish) is the source of this 939-nucleotide messenger RNA. Lineage: Eukaryota; Metazoa; Chordata; Actinopteri; Syngnathiformes; Syngnathidae. The record is from RefSeq and is a predicted model, not a curated record.
AUGGUCUUGUCAACAUCUCAACAAGUCGCCCUGGCGUUCACGGCGGUGCUGUUUACGUUUGUCGUCCUCCCGAAGAUGUUCGGCGUUGGCACCGGGGCCAAGCCGAAGGAGUCGAGGCUCGACCCUCGGUAUUCUAGAAAAGUUGGCUCAGGCGUACUUAGAGGUCCGGCGGUGAGCGUGGGCGCCCCGAGCUCACAUCAGUCGGCCGAAAGCAUGCAGCAGAUGAAGAAGCUGAUGGAGCAGGAGAUGAAGGGCGACAAAUUCAAAUCCAACAAUAAUAGCAAGGGUUACGUGUUCACGCUCAUGCCCUUAUAUGCCGUCGGAGUCGGAGUGUUUGCCGCAUACAAGUUUUUGAAGAUCAAGUCUUCCGAUGACGAGGCACAAAAGGACAAAUUUGCCAAAGGGGCCAAAAAAUCUGCUGAGGCAGAGAACCAGUUAAACGAACUGGAACAAAGGCUUGCGCAAACAGAGAGGAUGCUCAAUUCAAUUCUCACGCAAUUAGACCCACUCACAAACUGUGCAAAAUCCGUAGCCCAGGAGCAGAAGAACGAGAUCAUGACUCAACUCCAGACCAUCCGUUAUCUCAUGAAAAAGAGAGGAAUGGACUGCCCGCCUCUCAAUGAAGCUUGCUUCGAGCAGAGUCUGGACCACCUCAUCGAAACACUGGGAGCCAGCGAGACUUCGUCGGCGGACGUGGAUAAAAGCGACGAAACGCCACAAACCGAAACGGAAGGCGAGGAAGUGAAGGAAACUCCGCCGGAUAGAUCGGAAGAGGAAACAGUGGAGGAGGAUGGAGACCAAGUGGAGGAAACUGAGGUUGGAAAAGAGGAAGGAUAUGAAGAGUUUGAUUUCAUGCCUUCACUUGAGGACACAAGCAGUGAGGAGAGCGGCAAAGCUCAGCAGUCGUGCGGCCUCAGGCGGCGCAAUGUUCCUGAAUGA